AUGACAACGCUUCUUGCAAAGCAAGUUGCAGCCUUUAAACAGCACCAUGGCAUCACAGCUGUUGGUACCAAACGACAAGUUGCACCAUCAAUCCUCUUCAGCCCACAGGAAGCGAAGUCGCACGAUCCCGAGACCUUUGCAGCCUUGGCUCUGCAUGGUCUGUCUGAGGCCGCAGUGCUGGAACCAAAGCUGUCCCAAUACAGCGAGCUCUUCGAGGGUACCAUGAAAGAUCGGGAUCUCCUCACCAAGGAGGAGAAUGGCGCCAUAGAUCAGAAGAUCCACAAACUCCUGCUGCUGUUGUCGCCUCAUUUGCAGGCAAGAGCAGCACAGGAAUGUGUAGAAGGCUUGCUGUACAGAUACCAUGCGCAUCGGUGGAACGUGGAUGAUCUGAUGGCUGCGGCGUUACCACACCAUGAUUCUCCUCUCUUCACCAAGUUGGUUCAGGGCCUUCAUGUAGAGAAUCGGCCUCGUUGGGCUUGGUUGUCCACUUUGAAGGCGAAGCCAGCCACUUUGAUCCGUUCACGACUGGCCAAGUAUUGCAGCAAAGACACGGCGGUGUUGUCCUUCCUGGGCGACAUCUUAGAGGAGCUGGAUGCCAGAGCUGGUGGACUGGAAACGCUGCAGAUGCAACUGGAGAAUCGGGCGCUGAUGACUUUCUUCGCAGCCAUUUGGUUGGAUACCAUUGCGUUGCCGGAGAACCCAGAGUUCAGGUCUGUGGGCAACGACUUGGUUCAGGUGGCCAUCCAGAGUCUCCUGAAGUUGUUGAGCCAACCUGCACAGCAAGAUGCCUUCUAUGCUGGUGUGACGGUGACUGGUGCGCUUUGCGCCAAGAUCCAGCUCGAGGAGAGCGUGCAAGGGCAGUUGUUAGUGCGCUUGGCCAAACAGGCAGUUGGGGAAGACGGCCGUGCCGCUUUCGAAGUCAUGGCAGCGAUGAGUCAGUUGCAGGAGCUGGAAAAAAUGCCCGGAGGAGUCGUGAAGGUCCUGGCCAAACAUGGGCCGGAGGAGCUGCUGCGUGCAGCUUCACCUUCAGUGGAUGCCGGGAACCUGCUGGCGAUGGUUGUGAAGGCCGGACUGGGCGUGGAGGAAGAAAAUGUCCAGGUGCGCGUGGCUGAGAAACAUAUGGAGGUUUUGAAAGGAUAUCCAGGAUAUCCCUUCAAGCAGCAUGCCUUGGUCCAGGGCCUCCUUGAAGACUCCAGUCUGAUGAAACACCAUGCACCGCAGCUCUGCCGAGCUGUACUUCAGGCUUUCCUGGAGGGUCUCAGAAAUGCGGCCACGGCCAAAGCGCGGAAGAAGACCGUGGCACGGUUCCAGGCCAUCGUGCGGGCGCCUGCGAAGUGCCUGGGCUGUGCGCCGUUGGAGUUGAAUGAGGCGAUGCGACAGACGUUGUCGAAAGUGGACAAAGAUACCGCGGAGACCUUGGUGCAGUUGGCUCCAACUUGCGCCGAGAGUGACGGCUCGGCGGCGACGCAGGCUUCCCGGAAGUCCGCGAAGGUUCGCGGUAAGGCCACCGCGAAAACGAGCGUAGCCGCCGUCGUGCUAGCGACGCCGGAGGAAAUCGAAGGUGGGGCCAUGGAUUUGCAGGGUAAGGGUAGGUAA
Cladocopium goreaui is the source of this 1596-nucleotide messenger RNA. The record is from the annotation of a GenBank genome assembly. Lineage: Eukaryota; Dinophyceae; Suessiales; Symbiodiniaceae.